AUGGCUAGUCGCUUGUUUGCGUCCCUAGUAGCCGUGCUUCUGGCAAUCGUCGCUAUCUAUUACCAGGAACUUCUAGAUACAUUUUCUCUUAGUCCCAUCCUAAAGGUAGUGGACUCCACACGAGAUAUCACUUACCUUGGCAGUCUGUCCCCUGCUGGAAUUGAGCAUUUCCAAAACAUUUUCUACGCAGAAGAACCCACAGGGUGGCGACGUUUUGCAGCGCCUAUUCCAACGAGACCUGUGAAGGGAUCUGUCAUUGACGCCACCCAGCCCGGUGCCUGGUGUCCGCAAGCAACAGGGGAUAUACUUCCAUUCACAAGCAAGGUGACCAACAUUAGCGAAAACUGUCUGAGUUUGAGGAUUGCGAGACCGGCAGGAACAACUCAGGAUGCUAAACUUCCAGUUGCAGUUUGGAUCCAUGGAGGUGGCCAUGCUUUGGGCUCGGCUUCCGACAUUCUUUACGAGCCCGAUGGCUUGGUAAAUUUAGCUGCUGCUGAUGGGCUGCCGCUAGUAUAUGUUGGAAUAAAUUAUCGCCUGGGCUUUUUUGGAUUUGCAACCAGUGGGGCAAUGAUUGAAACGAAAGACACAAAUUCAGGGAUUCGGGAUCAACGUGCCGCUUUGGAAUGGGUUCGUGAUAACAUUGGGUCAUUCGGCGGUGACCCUAACAGAGUGACUGUGAUUGGACAAAGCGUGGGGGCCAGUGACAUUGGUCUGCAGCUAACGGCAUUUGGCGGUGACCAAAAUGUUCCAUUCCAGCAAGGAGUGAUGAUGUCCGGUGGUCCAGGGCUGAAUUUCAACAGCAAGCCAGAUCUGGUCGCAAGUAACACGGCUUCUAUUGCACAACAAGUAGGAUGUGGCGGUAACGAAGAUUCACAGACACUGGAGUGUCUUCGAGGUGUUCCUUUUGAGAAACUAACCAACCUAUCGGUUACUGCAGCUCGCGCUGCCCGUCCACCAUUCGGAGAAGGGUAUUUUUAUCCAACGAUCGACAAUGACUUCAUUCAAGAUAGACCCUCGCAGUUGACUCGCGCAGGAAAAUUCACUAAGGGAAUACCCCUAAUAGGUUCUUGGGUCACAAAUGAUGGUGCUUGGUACGCGCUGCCGACAACUGCAACGGACGACGAAGUUCUGGGGAGUUUCGGACUAUGGCUGCACAAACUUUCAGAAUUUACAAAAGAGAAGCUCCUACAGCUGUAUCCUCUGGAGGACUUCGAACAUAUGAUCAAGCCAGAGCAUGAGGGCCAAAUUUCUCCUCAGUACUAUCGCGCUGCACAGCUGAACCGCGAUAUCUGGUUCACUUGCCCAGUCCUUGACUUCACGUGGCAGUACGUCAAAAAUGGGGGUGUGGGAGCCUCCCAGGUGCGACUGUAUGAGUUCAACGAAACCAGAUACACACCAGUCUUUAAUUCGAUGGGUGUUUCAAUGUGGGGUGUAGCUCAUCUCAGUGAUAUCCCCUACCUGUUCUGCAAUGACCACCUAGGAGCCGGUGCAGAUAAUUCGGACUCUCAGCUUUCGCUAGGUCGGGAUUUCAGUCGAACGAUUAUCCAGUUCGUGCAUGGCACUCCUGAUGAGGCCGAUGAUCGGCUCCAGUCAUGGCCGCCUGCAUUCUCAGAUGACCCUUCGAAAUCUCCAACAGACGACGUGCCUAGUCACAUCUCAGUACAGCUGUUUGGUGGUCCCCAUGGCUCGGGGUCCACCAAAUGCAGCGAAGGCAUUGGAGCUGACAUGGAGCUCAUGACCGAGGCAGAGAAAGCACUUCACUGGGAAAAUUUGUUCAGUCGCUGCGCAUUUCUCAAUGGGCAGCAAUUUAGAGAGGAGGCAGGGGUGUGA
Molecule: messenger RNA, 1830 nt
Organism: Penicillium vulpinum
Lineage: Eukaryota; Fungi; Ascomycota; Eurotiomycetes; Eurotiales; Aspergillaceae
Product: Carboxylesterase type B
Exons: 6
Coding region: 1-1830 (609 amino acids)
Source: RefSeq, a predicted model, not a curated record